AUGGCUUCCUGCGACGUAUGCAAGAACCUCUGGCCUGGAGACCCAGAGGAAUUCCUGAAAGGCAGACAUGGUUACUUCUCCUUCACUUUCGGCGAAGUCAAGCACUCCGCUCGAAAGGGUGAUUGCGCUGAAUGUCGGCUCCUGCACCAGGCUUUGGAGUGUCACAUACUGUUGAUUUCUCAGGUAGAUGAAACUCUCAAAAUCCAUGUUGCAGUCGAAAUGAGCUGUAAUCCGACUUUGGAGUUUGGUGAGCAACGACGUCCAGGAUGGCAGAGAUUCGAGCUGUACAGGGCGCUAGACGAGAAUACCGAGGGAGCCUCGUCUGCACCAACAACCAUACGAGCUGCUCCGGUGGCCGCAUCCCAUUCAGGCUCAUCACAAUGUCUUGACCGUGCUGCGAGAUGGCUGGCCGAUUGCGGAGCGUAUCAUACUCCCUGUUCCGACGACACAGCACGGCCCUUGCCAACGAGAGUUAUCGAGAUCUCCCAAGAGGCAGAUGGUCGUCAAUUGAAAUUAAGGCUAGUCGAUGGGCAAGCACGGACAUUGCCUUACAUGGCGCUGUCUUAUUGCUGGGGAGCGCCGGCCCUGCAUCGCGCCGCCACGACUACCACGGCGAACGUCGAGAGGCAUCAAUCGUCGUUAAACCUAGCAAGUCUACCAGCGACUAUCAGAGAUGCGAUAUCCCUGGCGAACAGCUUGGAUUUCUCUUACGUCUGGAUCGACUCUCUUUGCAUCAUUCAAGACGAUCAAGAAGACUGGGCUCGCGAAGCUGGCAUGAUGAGCCAGGUAUACAAUAACGCAGCGUUGACGUUAAUUGCCAGUCGAGCAGCCGGGUCUUCAGAUGGACUGUUUGGGCAGCAGACCUUUAGCGAUACUAUUGGAGAAGUGCCUUACAAAGGGACCAUGGUACACGUGAGGCACGGCGUCCGACACAGGCACGGCGUCCGACACAUCCGUUGGGCAGGGGACGACCGCGAGCCUAUCACCAAGCGAUCCUGGGCCUUACAGGAAGCUGUGUUGUCAAGGCGAGCGCUCUACUAUACAUCGCAAGGACUUGUAUGGUCCUGCAACGAACGGCAGGACUGCGAGUCUAGAAUGAGGACUCGCCCUUGGGAACCAUACGGCCCCAAUGAGCUCCGCAGCCUUUGUAUUAGAGAGAAGUUCGCCAGCUUGGGCCCAGACGGCGCGUACGACAAAUGGCACCACAUAAUCGAGGCCUACUCCGGACGCGAACUCACAUUUGACAAAGACAGACUCACGGCACUCUCUGGCUUGGCCAGACAGUUCGCCGCAGCGUUGGAGGACUGCUUCGGGCUGACUGACACGUAUGUUGCUGGCAUGUGGCGAAGCCGUUUAGAGGCGUCCUUGCUCUGGACUGUUGAGAGAUCCGGCAGCAGGCGACUCAAGGGCUGGCAGGUGCCGACCUGGAGCUGGGCCAGCGUAAAGGCACCCGCUUGGUUUGUGAGGAGUCACGGAGAGUGCAUUCGAGUGCUCCAAUGCUCUAUCACCCCACAAGACCCAGAUUUGUACGGUCAAAUUCUCUCCGCUCAGCUUACGCUGAAGGGGCGUGUGUUACACCUGAUCAACAUAGAAGCAGCUUACCCUGAGUUCUCGUCUACCUGGAGGCAAAACCCAUAUCUUCUCAAAUUCCAGCACCUACGCCUGUGCCAUUUCUUGCCCGACGUCAAGUAUGAUGUCGGCCAUGAACCGAAGAGUGUGACAGCUCUGAUCCUCGAGGUCCCAACUAGAUCCGAACGUCAUUGCCUCAUGGUCCUGACAACAGUUGGAGAGCUUGGGAGCCCGCCGAAUGCACGUCUAGGUAUCGCUUUCUGCAGCCCAAGGGAAGUGUCAAAAACGGGAGAUUGGCCCGCAGUCAAGGACUGGCUUGCGACAGCCAUUGAAGAAGAGCUCGAAAUAGUCUGA
This is a messenger RNA of Anthostomella pinea, 1923 nucleotides long. NCBI's taxonomy places the organism in Eukaryota, Fungi, Ascomycota, Sordariomycetes, Xylariales, Xylariaceae. The record is from the annotation of a GenBank genome assembly.